Molecule: messenger RNA, 1398 nt
Organism: Penicillium odoratum
Lineage: Eukaryota; Fungi; Ascomycota; Eurotiomycetes; Eurotiales; Aspergillaceae
Product: telomere maintenance protein PBP2
Exons: 3
Coding region: 1-1398 (465 amino acids)
Biological process (GO): regulation of RNA metabolic process; regulation of gene expression
Cellular component (GO): nucleus; cytoplasm
Molecular function (GO): mRNA binding
Source: RefSeq, a predicted model, not a curated record
AUGUCGGCUUCUCCUUCCAACCUUCAGUCGACCAAGCGUCCUCUCGAGGACCCUUCCUCCCCCUCGGCCCCCAACGACCAACCCGAGGCCAAGCGACCCGCCUUGGACAAAGUAGUGCGCAGCGAUGCCGAAGCCGAGACGGACGUGUCAAGCAAUCAGAUUCCAACCAUCGAUGGUUCCAAGGACACCCAAGGCGACACGGUCGUCCCCGAUGCGCCCAACGGCAAGGAUCACUCUGAGACUCAGCCUAUCCAGUCCACUGCAUCUCACGGUGAACGGGCUGGCUCCCAGUCCGAGCAGCAUACCCCACAAGAUGAGUCGAACUGGAUUCACAUCCGGGCCGUGAUUUCCAGCCAGGAGGCAGCUACAGUGAUUGGAAAGGGAGGUGAGAACGUUUCCCAAAUUCGCCGUCUGUCUGGUGCCAAGUGCACCGUCAGCGAUUAUUCUCGGGGGGCCGUCGAGCGGAUUUUGACCGUGAGCGGCCUCCAGGAUGCGGUGGCCAAGGCAUUUGGACUGAUCAUUCGUACCCUGAACAAUGAACCCCUCGAGGCAGCUUCCACUGCUCAGUCCAAGACCUACCCGCUGCGUUUGCUAAUCCCGCACAUUCUCAUUGGCUCCAUUAUUGGUAAAGGUGGCAGCCGCAUUCGUGAGAUCCAGGAGGCAUCUGGCGCGCGUCUCAACGCUUCGGAUAGCUGCUUGCCUCUUUCGACCGAGCGCUCCCUCGUUAUCCUGGGUGUUGCGGAUGCUGUGCACAUUGCGACCUACUACGUUGCCGUCACACUCGUGGAGCAACUGACUGAGCGGUUCAACGGCCCUGCUGCUUCGGCAUACGCUACCCGCAGCGGUGGUCCCGCCGGUGCUGUCCCUGGUGGCAUGCAGGUCGCCCCCUAUGUUCCCCAGCCCACCGGUGGCCAGUACGGACACCCUGAAACCUUGAGACGUCACAACCCCCACGCCAACCGUGCUCAAGCAGGUGCCUACGGCGUUCCGUAUAUGCAACCGACUCCGGCACCUGUCCAACCUGCCAUGCCUUAUGGUGCUGCGCCAGCUCCCUACGCUGGAGGUGCUCCUCACCAGCCUACUCCUUACGUGGGUGGUCCUCAGCCUACUCCUGGUCGUGGAGGCCCGCCUGCACCAGCUCCGGUGGGUGCGGCUAUGCCCGGUCAGCCAAUGACACAGCAGAUUUUCAUUCCUAACGAUAUGGUGGGAGCCAUAAUUGGAAAGGGCGGCGCUAAGAUUAAUGAAAUACGCCAUCUCAGUGGCAGUGUGAUUAAGAUCAACGAGCCGCAAGAGAGCAGCAAUGAGCGUCUGGUGACCAUUACUGGCACUCAGGAGUGCAACCAGAUGGCUCUGUACAUGCUUUAUUCCCGACUUGAGAGCGAGAAGCACCGCGUCUAA